CAGAAAGAAGAAGAAUGUUUCCGGUUCACCUAUGAGUUCAUGUGGGGUCGGAUUAUCCAAACAACACAAAGUCAUGGCAGAGAAAGGAGCACAAGGAGCCGGUGAAGCUCCACUGACGGCGGCACAGAAACAGCUCCUCCGCCGCCGACAGGAGCUCCAGUCCUGGCAGAAGGACGCAGCGCGGCUCCGCGGGAGGAACCUGCUGACCGGCCUGACCAUCGGAGCGUUUGUGAUCGGCGUGUUCAGCCACACCAUCUUGUCCGUCAGACAGGACAGAAUCAUUGAGGAGCUAGAUGAUGAAGCCAAGAUCCACAUCCUGAGAGGGCCACAGACCGGCGCCAACUCCUGAUAACACUGACCAUGAACUGAGCUGGACUUACUGUACCCUCACGACAGGGCGAAUUUGGCGGGCUCAUGUUGUGACUGUAUGUUCAGUGGCAUGUGAUGUGUCUGCUGAGCUCCUCAUACUUUCAUUUACAUCCGAUCUGUCACUCUAAAGGAGGUUAUAGUUUUUCAUUGAUUCUUUUCUGUUUGUAAAUAUAUAAGAUUUAUUGUUGACACGUCUUUUCUGAACUAUUUUUGUGUGUGCGUGCAAACCUACUUUGGAUCAGCAUGUUGUGGGAAAAAAAAUAAGAACUGUUCAUUUCUCAAUGAAUUCCAAUUAAAUUAAAAAGUUGGUUUACAUACCACAUAACAUGAA
This is a messenger RNA of Larimichthys crocea (large yellow croaker), 700 nucleotides long. RefSeq names its product cytochrome C oxidase assembly factor 3b (gene coa3b). Gene Ontology annotation, cellular component: mitochondrial inner membrane. The record is from RefSeq and is a predicted model, not a curated record. Bases 32 to 349 code for a protein of 105 amino acids. Gene Ontology annotation, biological process: mitochondrial respiratory chain complex IV assembly. Lineage: Eukaryota; Metazoa; Chordata; Actinopteri; Sciaenidae. The transcript is spliced from 2 exons.